AUGAAAGAUGUCUGCCUGGGAGCAGGAGCUGACUUUAUUGCCCUUAUUUCCGAUGGAGUAUCCCGAGUAAUCCGCAAGGAAGAGAUGUAA
Blumeria graminis f. sp. triticale is the source of this 90-nucleotide messenger RNA. The record is from the annotation of a GenBank genome assembly. NCBI's taxonomy places the organism in Eukaryota, Fungi, Ascomycota, Leotiomycetes, Helotiales, Erysiphaceae.